Messenger RNA from Oppiella nova, 528 nucleotides. NCBI's taxonomy places the organism in Eukaryota, Metazoa, Arthropoda, Arachnida, Sarcoptiformes, Oppiidae. The record is from the annotation of a GenBank genome assembly.
AAUAAUGAUCUCAAAUCGCGAUUAACAGGGAUUUCAAGCAACUCGUGGACGAACUCAGCCUCCAAUUCAGCUAAUUCUCUGAAUUCAGUCGCAUCUCAACAAAGCCUUAAUGUACUGAAGAGUUCACCAAAGACAAAAGUCGCGCCGAUUAAUGAUAUAAAUGAUUGGCCGACUCUGGGAGAAGUCCACAAACCAGAGACCUCAAAACGCAAUUCAAGUGCUGACGAAAACCUAACUAACGAUUCGGCGAUUCCGGCAUCGGUUGAGCCAUCAGUGCCUUCAACUCCUAACAAAUUAGCCAAUAAUCACAUAAACGACUCGACGCCGCCAUCUCUGCAAUCAAUGUCCUCAUCAAACCAUUGCAAUCCCAAUCGCGACAGCUCUCAGACAUCACAACCCCAGUCAUCACUAGACGACGAGGACUCAGCCAAUGAGGCACUCGAUCGUGACGGCGGACACUCGUCAGGACCGGGAACUGGACCCGAAUCUACCGCUACUACUCCCAAAUCGGCCAAAAAGAAAGGUAUC